AUGCUGCCAAAACAUAUUGCGCACGUGACGGCUCUUGUCCUCUUUUUGAAGCAUUUUAUGACGUAUUCGCUCGUCAAUGUUUCCAACGACGGCUUCGACGACCUUUUCGUCCAAGGAGGCCAAGCUACUGUCAGCUUCACCACUGAUGGUUCCAUAACUCGAAGUGGUUUCGAAUUCGACCUCGUUGAGGCUGAUCGACUUGACAUCAUUGAAUACCACUUUGGCCGAAUCGCCGCUGCCCUCCCAGAAGACGCUUCUUGGGCCGAGCGAUACGUCAACCGAUUCUACAAAGUCUUCAACAAGGCUGUCGACGCUGACAACGGCGAAAACUGCUACGAAGAAAAUGGCUUCGGCUCCGACGACUCUGCUGACGACGUUCAGGUCUUCGAUGAAAGUAACUUCUGCAAGCUCAAUCUGUCUUCUGAGUCUUCUGAUCUUAUAUGA
This is a messenger RNA of Oikopleura dioica, 444 nucleotides long. NCBI's taxonomy places the organism in Eukaryota, Metazoa, Chordata, Appendicularia, Copelata, Oikopleuridae. The record is from the annotation of a GenBank genome assembly.